This is a messenger RNA of Ceratina calcarata, 3534 nucleotides long. RefSeq names its product wee1-like protein kinase 2. Bases 242 to 2050 code for a protein of 602 amino acids. Gene Ontology annotation, biological process: protein phosphorylation; mitotic cell cycle. The transcript is spliced from 6 exons. The record is from RefSeq and is a predicted model, not a curated record. Gene Ontology annotation, molecular function: magnesium ion binding; non-membrane spanning protein tyrosine kinase activity; ATP binding. Lineage: Eukaryota; Metazoa; Arthropoda; Insecta; Hymenoptera; Apidae. Gene Ontology annotation, cellular component: cytoplasm; nucleus.
CACCGCUGGCUGGACUUCUUUCAAGAAAACAGCUCUUUGUCUGAGUUGGAUAAAGGACGCGAAAGAUUUUCCUUUUUUUACAUGACGCUAUCAUUGUGUGUGAUCGUGGCCAAUACGAGGACACGUUAUUUCGAACUGAACAGCAUUUUGCUUUUAAAGAGGCCUGUGAUUCGUCGAAGUUGAUUUCCCGAGGAGACUCGGUGCCACCCGCCAUAACGAACGUAGCGUGCGUAAACUGUGCAUGAGUGACAGUUGCAUGAGAGGAGACUUAUGCCGACGGUUUGAAGAUAUGGAGGUCGCGCAAAAGCUGCAUUUCGACGCAUGCGACAUUCAGGACGAGGAGCUGAACAUCAGCUGUCGGACGAACAGCUCCGGCUGCGAUGUUGAUGAUAUUUUAGACUCAUCCGGGGAAGAUCUGGGAUGUUCACCCACGCUGCAGCCGAGGAAAUUGUUCGCAAACAUGAUGGACUGUAGUGACAGUGACAAUAAUCAAUCUAUGCUGAUUAAUAAUAAUAAGACGCCCAUGGGCAACUUUACAGGAACGUCAAGAAUUAAGAUCCCAUCGCGCGAAAAUACAUGCACCCAAAAGAUAUCAAUGGCAUGUAGUCCACCUUAUAAAAGGGUUAGAGCGUUACGCCUCUUCGACUCGCCAGCUACUCCAAAGACGUUAAUGGAAAAGAGCACAAUACAUACUCCAUUUCCUACUAAAUGCACUAGGUUAUUUACAUUAGAUAGGCCCAGACCUUGUAACAAACCUAAUGAGAAACCAGCUGCCAAUGUAAAUCCUUUCACGCCAAAUGGAAUGUUAUUAACUGCAAGAAAACGUACCAGGUCCAAACGUAGUCUAAAUGGUUCCCCAGAUCUAGAAAUUCCGAAGUUCGACCUCGUCGAUUCUGAGGACUCCGACAACGAAAUAGAACAGGCAACGAAACGCGUGGCGUUGCAGGAUUCGAAUAUACCGCGAUAUCAUCAAGAAUUCCAUGAACUAGGUUUGAUCGGGACGGGUGAAUUCGGCUCGGUGUAUAAAUGCAUCAAUCGGCUAGACGGAUGCAUCUACGCCAUCAAGAAAAGUAUUAAACCCGUGGCCGGAAGUAUUAACGAGAAGAACGCGCUAAACGAGGUGUACGCUCACGCCGUGCUUGGCAAACAUCAGCACGUUGUUAGAUAUUAUUCCGCAUGGGCAGAAGAUAAUCACAUGAUUAUUCAGAACGAAUACUGCAACGGUGGUAGCUUAGCAGAAGCGAUUGUCAAUUUGGAGAAGGAGAACAAGCGCUUCACAGAAGUGGAAUUACGACAAUUAUUACUGCACGUCGCCGAGGGUUUGAGAUACAUUCACAGUAUGCAAUUAGUUCAUAUGGACAUAAAACCUGGGAACAUAUUUAUUUCUAAGGAGAAGAGGCUACUUGCGGUUAAUUACGAUUCGGCCGAUGAUGGCUUCGAUGAGGAGGAGACGGUGGAAGAAGAGAUAACGUACAAAAUCGGCGAUCUCGGUCACGUUACAUCCGUCAACAAUCCUCAAGUCGAAGAGGGUGAUUGCAGAUAUUUGCCGACGGAGAUUCUACGAGAAGAUUUUAGUCAUUUAACAAAAGCCGACAUUUUUGCUUUCGGUUUAACUGUUUAUGAAGCUGGUGGCGGAGGAGCGUUACCUAAAAAUGGCGCCGAAUGGCACGAGAUUAGAAAUGGAAACUUGAAAGAGCUGCCACAUUAUAGUCGCGACCUAAACGAUCUUUUAAAAUCGAUGAUUCACCCGAACCCGGAAAUGAGGCCCUCGGCGGUGAAUCUUAUACAGCACAGAGUACUGUGCCCGUUUGGAAACAAAACCAAAGCUCAGCUUCGGCGGGAACUGAACGCGGAAAAGUUGAAGAACGAAAUCUUGUCGAAACAGCUACAAGAAGCAGCUAAAUGUUUGAAAACAAUUGCCCCGAACGUAGCGGCUAUUAAUAACACGAUGAACGCUGGAGGUUACAAAUUGAGACCUACGCCAACUAGAACGGCAUCUCGGACAGUGGGUAAAAAAGUUAAUAGAAGCAAUAGUACUACAAACUUUUGAACGUUAUAUUCGUGUCAUACUAGGACUAAAGGUGCUUAAGGGAAGCUAAUUUUCUUUUUUAAGCGCCUUGACAUUGUGAUAUGAAUUAAUUCUAAUUUAUAAGUAAAAAGUAUGAUCAGUAAUUGAUAGUACGAUACAGUACAGAGUGAAAUUGUACGAUAGCCGUGGGUAAUACUGUUGCAGCGAUGAAGAUAUUAUAUUUUCAAGGUUUUUACGCGUCACUGUCCCGGAGGCAAGUUUCAUUGAUUAUCAUUACACAGAAUGACAAGAAAUUCUGAAGCAUGUAAUCUUUAAAGGUUUCACUGAUGGGUAAUACAGUAUAUUACGUUUCGAUAUUUUCUUUUAUGUAUAAGAUAAAAAGUAGGUGCAUAAGACAAAAAAAAUUAUAAUUACUUUCGUUAUUAGACUACUAUGUAUAUGGAAUACCACAAAAUUUAUUCCUUCUUUUUAUAGACAACAAGAAUAAUCGUAUGAAACAUCUUCUCACGUGCCUUCAUUCUUCUUGUUAAAAGUUUUUAGUCCUAACAGUAUUAUGACAAGAGCGUAACGUCAAAGGGUGUGAAAGAAAAAUACGUUACUAACUAAUGUUUUGGCAUAUGAUUGUGUUAUACUUCCGUUCUUCUCGUUCUUUGCUCGGGUCAACGUUCGGGAGUAUCUACGAUGGACUGUGAAAUCGUUACAAAUACAUUAUAUUUUUAUAUAUAGAUAUAUUGCAUAUAAUAACGGUUCAGUGUUGUGUAUUGUUUUAGUAUUUAAUCUUAUUAACUAAUCUCUGUAUUAUCCAUCUUUUGCUCUAACAAUUUUUCGCUUCUCGCAUACUCGGACGAAAGACUGCCACUUGAAAACAUGAACUGAUGACAUUUUACAUAUUUGCAUGAUGUAAACUUUGUAUCUCGACGAUUUUUUAAAUUCAUGAUGCACGAAUCAAUGUUGUACACCGUUCUAAACGAUCUUUCUCUCCGAUUGUAGAUCCAUUGUAGAACUUCAUCCAAGCAUGAUUCCUAGCCCUGAAACUUACAAUUUCACUCUGUGCUUUCUUUAUACAAUAGCUCUUAAAAUCAUGAACGAUUAAAGGAGUGAAUCUGAGAAUAAAAUUUUUUAAGUCCAAAUUAUUUUUAUAACAUUUUUUUAUAGACUUAUUAUAUUUGGCAUGCUCUGGAAUUGGUAUUAUACAAUUUACACUUGUGUUUUCGAAUUACAUAUAUUGGAUAAAGUACUGGUGUAUAAUAAUCCGCGGCGUUCGUAGCAUAAGCAGUAAUACUACUGAUUAAGCGUUUCUUAUUUUAUUUACUAAUAUAAAAAUGUGAAUACCAAAUUCUCGCCUGUUCGACAAAUUCAAAUUUUGUAAGUUGAUCACUUUUUCCUUCCCUCGGGAAUGACAGAAGCUAACGAUUGAUCAUGAUUAGAAGCCCUCUUUCGACACCGAUUAAACCCCGUCGUGUACAACCCUUUUGACUUCUAGUUAAUAAAAAAAUCAAAGUUUU